Molecule: messenger RNA, 3846 nt
Organism: Seminavis robusta
Lineage: Eukaryota; Bacillariophyta; Bacillariophyceae; Naviculales; Naviculaceae
Source: the annotation of a GenBank genome assembly
AUGGCAUCAUUAUCAUCUUCCCCCAAGGCAGAACAACUGAUGCAACUCCUGCAAGGAGAAAUAUCGGACAGCACAGGAACUGAUGGUGAUAAUGCUGACUCUGCCCUGUCACCGUAUGGCAAUCUGUUUCGCCGUCACAAUACGGAACCUUAUGAUACCCCCAACACUGCUUCUUUUGACACUCCCAAUACGGCACGCUCUGCCCCCAUCAUGAGGACUCGAUCCUUGGACGACGAUGACGGUGACGAACGGUGCGUCCAUCGCAAAUGGGAAGAGUUGGCAGAAACCUGGAAGACCACUGUUGUGCAACAGCCAGAUGGAAAAGUGAAGGAUGGAGAUAUCCACAAUCAGCAGCAAUCACUGUCUUCGUCUGGUUCCUCCCAACAUUCCAUAUCAUCCUUGCCUUCGGUAGGAUCCGCGGCAGCUGCAGCGGCGGCUGCCAUGCAUGCCAAUUACAUUGUGCACAAUUCACCCAUAACCAUGACUCCCACUAGCACCACCACAACAACUCCCAUGAGUAGUACCGCCACUACCAAAAGCAAUCUGACGACCCCCAAACGACCCACCAAAAAGAGAAACUACUCGGAGGAUGACAAGAAUUUGAGCCUCAGCAAACUAAAACACCAAUUCUCGUCAGGAGGGUGUCGUGGGUUUCGUACGUCACGGCUCACGGCCUAUACCAACAUGAGCGUCUUUGAUCGUCUCUACGGACAAGCACCCAAGAGCACCAGCAAAAAGAAGAGCAAAAAGAACAAGAAGAAAAAGAAACAACCGUGGAAAGUCUCCAGUCGAUAUCCUCGUCCAUUUAGUCCCAAAACUCCCUAUCUGGUCGGCGAGGAUGGUGACGACGAACUCAGUGCUACCCUAACUAGUCCCGGUAGCAGUAGUGCAAGUGCCUGGCAAAAAAGCCUCACACCCGAACAAGAAAGACAACCUGCUGCUCGAGCGGUUCCCAAUAUUCCCAAAUUGAAAUUUCCACCCACCCCGACAACCACCAAACAACCCAGGAAGUCCUCCCGUUCGUUAUCGCCGGUUCGAAACAGAAGUAACAACACCCGAGGAGCGAGGUCUCUUGUACUGAAGCUGCAACCCCAAAAACGAAGCACGGCACGUUCUCAAUCGCCCCCACGAAAGCAGCAGCCACCGUGGAAAUCAUCGAGUCGGGCACCGCGAUCCUUUUCCGAGCUACAAGCUGCCAAGGACAAGACCAAACACAGUCAUUAUAAUGUUCGGAGCAGCAAAGAGGCAAGCAGCAACGAUGGAUUUCUCAAGGCAACUGCGUCAUCGUGGAGCAAGGCUGCCCAAACGAAAGUGGGCAACGAGGAGUCCACUCUUCAACAACAACAGCAAGUGCAAGAUGAUCAUCAUGGUACUAGUCCUCAUCAACAAUCAGCAGCCAUUGCCUACCGACCUCAGCCUCCUCAAGGCAGCAGUAAUAGUAGUCCAUGGUCUACACCCUCGAUCCAACGUUUGUCACAUCCUACUUUGGAGGGUGCUGCGUCCAGUGGGGAUACUGCCCCUCCCUCCUUGUGUAUGCCAGUGUUGCCGAAAGCCUCGGAAGCAGACCAAGACAGGAACAAUUCAAGUCCUUUCUCGACACCACGUGGAAAAGAUCAUCAACAAACAACACCCGAUCAAACGUCAAAAGCCAAUCUUGGCCAGGCAAUGACACCCGAACAACCCGCCAAGAGGAUGAAGUAUUCGCCAAUGACCUUGGCGGGGGCGUCGCGUGUCGUACAGUCUGCCUAUCGAGACGCUUCGCGCUCGAUUGGUCAAAAGCACGAGCUCAUGUCGGCCUUUCGACAAGAACGAAAAAAGGUGGACGAAUCUCAACGAUGCAAAUUAUUUCAAACACCGCCACCACUGCGCCCGGCUACUCCUUCGACUGCCAGGUCAACACCUUCGCCGUUUUCUCCGAGUCCAGGAUCGUUGCGUGCCAAAUGGAAGGCUCAACAACCCAUGUAUCAGCGUCAUGCCGCUGCCAAUCGCAUUCAACACUGGCAACGGGUAUGCCUUUCGGCAACGAAACGGCUCGACCGAAUGCGGCAAGCGCAUGCAGCGCGGUCCAUUCAACUGCAAUGGCGACAUCAUCGAAAGCAACAUCUCAAGCAAGUGGCGGACCGCAAGGCCGCCGAGAUGCUGCAGCUGUGUUGGUGGAGAAAGCUGUCUCCGGGGGAAACUGCAAGGGUGGACAAGGCCACGCAACAACACGCCUACUCGCACAUUCCACAGCAAGUGCAACAAUUCGUUCAGUCGUCGAGAGAACGCAAGGAGAAAGAAUUGAGAUCUAUUAUUUUGUUGCAGCAGUGGUGGCGCCGUGUGCCCAAGGGCUCCCCAGAGAUGGUGGCAUGUGAUGAUGAUGAGGAGCGUGAACCAUGUGAGACAACGCCAUGCCCGGCAGCUUAUCAGUUUGAGAAUGACGAUUUGCCUGCCAAAGUGGAAACGGAAGCAACGCCAUGCCCGGCAGCUAAUCAGUUUGAGAAUGACGAUUUGCCUGCCAAAGUGGAAACGGAAGCAACGCCAUGCCCGGCAGCUGAUCAGUUUGAGAACGACGCUUUGCCUGCCAAAGUGGAAAAGGGAGCAAACUUUGACGGAAUCGGAGUACUGGAUCAGCUCGAGAUGGAUAAUCUGCAUGGAAAGGUCCAAACAGAUUCACAUUUGGAGAGACUUGAUGAGGUGGAAGACGAUGAAAGUCCAACAUCACUAGAGGUUGACAAAGACAAGACACCUCUUGAAUUGGAGCACACACAGCGCCCCCAGCAGACGUCCGAACCACCUCAAAAAACGCAAAAGGCGUCCAUUUCUGCCCAAAGGCUCGACCAACAGCAUCAAGCUAGCCCACAGGAUCAAAAUGUGGAGCAAGCUGUUCUUGUGAGUGAAGUCGACCAAACCCACUGUACGGAAGAGAACGACAACUUCGAAAAUGUUCCGAAACCGCCACGGGAAGGAAUGGGAGGAGGCAUUGCACAGAAACUGGCAAAUCCAGCGUACGAUACUGCUACGGCGCAGGAGCCUCGUGGCGACUUGAAUCCGAAGCACACCGCUUUCUCGCGAAACGAGGCUCUAUCCAAGGGGCGCAUGCAGUUUGCUUCUACGAAAGAAGAAAAUGCCAUCCGCACUCGUAAGAGGGAGUUCGCGAGAGAGCAAGAGUCACAUAUUAUGCACCUCCUUCACGUUCUAGCAGAGCUGCAAACCAAACGAGACAAAGCUGUCGAAUAUAUUUUGGUAGAACUCGGGGAGAUGGGCAAGGAGAAGGACGACGCGAUUAGCCAAGCAUCACCGAAGGCUGCGAGCGCCAAAAAACCGCUUGAACCAAGCAAAUUGGCGAACAAACGGUCUAUCGACUUGGAGGGGAUCUAUCGGCAGGCAUUCGCUGUGCGCCGCGUUGAACUGUUCAAAAUGCGAAGAGACAGAAUACGAGCAGCUCGGCGACUGUAUUCAUGGUGGACUACGUCUCUCAUUGUCUCUAUGAGCAUUGGGCGACGCAGGCGGGCUGCCACGAAGCUACAGGCGGCCAUCCGGGGGCACCGAUUUUGUAUUGUGUAUAGAAAUGUGCGCUUAUGCGUGAUUCAAAUCCAAAGCUGGUGGCGCGGACGAGGGGCAUUCAAAGUGAGGGCUUUCGCGGAGGUUCGCAGGCACCGGUUGUCCGCAUCCAACUCACCGACAGCAGCGAAUGCGGCACUGGUUCCAGGGACGUAUCCGCUCCCAUCGUUCGCUACAGUCAAGCGGUUCGCUUGGUCGACCUUUGUUGUAUUCGCUUAUACUUCGGUUGUCUUCACUUUCUUCCUUUUUGUCGGGCUUCUCUGGGUUGACGGGCUUGUGAGUGUGAAGAACAAUCGUCAUUAA